CUGCCUGCAGUAGCAGUGCGUGCGGGGAUACAACAGAAGAGAGAGAGAGCAGGGAUUCAGUCUUCUGCACUGACCGGGGAGGAGCUGCCGUUGCAGGGAUGAGGGGAGAAUCUUACUUCAUUGGAAUGAGGGAUUGUGGCUAUUACGCUUGCGUAGUGGGAGGAGGAGAACUCCUGCUUCUUUAUGCUAUACACAGAAAUAAGGACUUAUCCAGAUAUCUAACCGACGAAGAUUUUCAGGGUAUCACAGAUUUCAAUGAUCUUCCCAACUCUCUUUUUGCUUGUAACGUCCAUCAGUCUGUGUUUGAAGAUGUAGAUAGUAAGGAUAAAUUUGAGGGCCUAUUUCGAUCGUACGAUGACUGUGUCACACUACAGCUAUUCAAGAGUUUCCGAAGAGUGAGAAUAAACUUCAGCAACCCCAAAGCAGCAGCGAGAGCGCGGAUAGAACUUCACGAAACACAGUUCAGAGGAAAAAAAUUAAAACUAUAUUUUGCACAGGUUCAGACUCCAGAAACAGACGGAGACAAGCUUCAUCUGGCUCCUCCUCAACCUGCUAAACAGUUCCUCAUCUCACCUCCCUCCUCGCCUCCUGUGGGCUGGCAGCCAAUAGAUGAUGCCUCCCCAGUUAUCAACUAUGAUCUCCUGUAUGCUGUUGCCAAGCUUGGCCCAGGUCAGAAGUACGAGCUGCAUGCGGGGACAGAAUCCACCCCUAGUGUAGUGGUCCAUGUGUGUGAUAGUGACAUGGAGGAAGAAGAGGACCCAAAGAAUUCACCAAAGCCUAAAAUCAUCCCAACGCGGCGCCCCGGUCUUCCCCCAACUAAGUCCAACUGAAGAGACCUCAUUGCAGAAUGUUACCACUAAUUCUUUUAGCACAGCUUUUCUAUCUUUUACUUCUCCUUUACAAUGUAGAAUUUUCUCAUUUUUUAUAGGAAAGUAAUUGUCACUCUCUGACAUUAAAAAUGUGUAAAUAUAGAAGCUGUAGUUAAACCUUCAUUAACCUCUUCAGUACCCAUGAGAGAUGUACUAUACAUUGCAACAACAGUUCCUCAAGUGCUGAGUUGGUUAUUAAAGGGCUGAAAUCAGGAUUUGUUUCUGCAUCAAGUUAUCAUAUCAGAAUGGCAAAAAAAAAAAUAAGAGUGUGUUCCUAAACAAGUAAUAUUAGUUCAAAUUUGCACAUCAGUAAACGGAUGUUGUUGUGAAGUUUCCAUGCAUUUUGUUUGUUCUCUUGUCUAUUAAGAUGUUUGUGUGUUGUUUGUUUUGUUAACAAAGGCCAGAAAACAGGACCAGAAUAAAGAUGUGAAUAUUCCAAAUUUCAGGAAGGAAGAGUGAAAAUGUGUUGAAACUUAUAAGCAGUAGCUGCUGUUUGCAUGGGCUGAUUUACCUGUUAAUAGUUUAAUAGGAUUGGAUGAAAAUCUGUAUCUUGUUUACACAGUACUAAAAAAGCAAACGCAUAAAACAAGUCUUUUUUUAAGUUAAGACUAACAUAAAAUCAUGGAUCAGCAAGGAGUGGGGCUUUUUCCUCCAAGCCUAUGUCAUUGACAGGAAACCUAACCCAUAUUAGAUUAGUAUUAAUAACACAGUAAAAUAACAGGGUAUCAAUGAGUAUUAAAUAACGCAGUUGUACAAAUAUAAUACUUCAACCGGGCUAGUUUUCACCUCACACGAGAAUUAAGCACAUGUAUUUGAGAUAUAUGUAGUACAGUAUGAAAGAUGCGGCUAUAAAUAGUAAUAAUUACUAUUAAAGUACAUAUUUUAUGUUUAGCUGCAUUAACCGUAUGUCACUUGGUUUGUGUGCGUAAGUGCAUGUGUGUGUUGUGUGUGUAUAUAUAUAUAUGUGUGUGUGUGUGUGUGUGGGUAUGUAUGUAUGUGUAUAUAUAUAUAUUUAUAUAUAUAUAUAUAUUUGUAUAGUAAGUGUAUUGAGCCACUUAUUUUAUUUCCUGUAGUGUAUCUGUAUGUUUUGUUAAUUAAGAAAAUAUAACAAUAUAUUUCUAGUGUUCAUGCAAUAAACACAGCUUGUUUCUUAUAGGUAAUCUUAACCCUUUAAGUACCAAAAAUUUUGGUUUCAGGCUCUCUGGCAUCCAAAGGAUUAAAGGUGAAUGAUAUAGCUGGAGACAAAUACAUUUGAUUAUGUGACCUGUCUGAUUUCUGUACCAAUGCAAUUGUAAUUUAAAAAAAAAAAAUAUUUUCCUGUUUAUUAGCCAAGAAUGAAAAUAUGCAGCUAAGUGUAGAUAAUAUUGUUGAUAUAUGCUUGGAGCAGCUUCGGCUCAGAAAUAUGUGAGCUACCAACUCUGUUAUAUCUCUACGUCUUCACUUUAAUGUAGUAACUAAGGUGCAUGAAAAUUAAAUGUGACUCUCGGUAGCUCUAAGAUGCAAACUUUUCAGUGGCAUUUUCUGCAGGUACAACUCAUGUUAGGUAGAGAAUGUAAGAUUUCUGUCUGAACAAUUCUUCGUCUUUAUUGUGCACUUGACACUAGGCAUCUUGUAAAUUCUCAUUAUGUAAGAAAUCAGCAGAAAUAUGUUAUCUAUUGGGACACUGCAAAUCUUUGUUAAUAACGCACCAACGCAUUUCACUGUAGCCUAAAUGAACUGAGAUUGUUACUAGGCCAGACAAAAUGCUUUUUUUGUACAUUUGUAUAAUUGCCCGAGUAUGGUGUUUUUGUAUAAAUUAGUUACAAUUUGACUAGAAAAAAAAUAAAUAAACUGAGAUUAUAAAUCC
This is a messenger RNA of Bombina bombina (fire-bellied toad), 2715 nucleotides long. RefSeq names its product regulator of calcineurin 2 (gene RCAN2). The coding region runs from base 99 to 830 and encodes 243 amino acids. The record is from RefSeq and is a predicted model, not a curated record. Gene Ontology annotation, molecular function: nucleic acid binding; calcium-dependent protein serine/threonine phosphatase regulator activity. The transcript has 5 exons. Gene Ontology annotation, biological process: calcium-mediated signaling. Lineage: Eukaryota; Metazoa; Chordata; Amphibia; Anura; Bombinatoridae. Gene Ontology annotation, cellular component: cytoplasm; nucleus.